This is a messenger RNA of Pyrus x bretschneideri (Chinese white pear), 1193 nucleotides long. Its product is annotated as beta-carotene isomerase D27, chloroplastic. The record is from RefSeq and is a predicted model, not a curated record. The transcript has 6 exons. The coding region runs from base 91 to 897 and encodes 268 amino acids. NCBI's taxonomy places the organism in Eukaryota, Viridiplantae, Streptophyta, Magnoliopsida, Rosales, Rosaceae. Gene Ontology annotation, molecular function: iron ion binding.
GUCCCAUUAAAACUCUGUGUCAUGUUGCCCUUCUGAGUUUCGGUUUCCAUUUCUUUUCUUUGUACCAACAGAACUAAAGUGAUUAAUUUCAUGGUGGUUCUAAGCUUUCAAACUGUCCAAUUUACAACACCCAAACACUUAUCGUUAUGUAAACCGAGUGUUUCUGGUUGCUCCGUACGAUGUGGUAUUGCAGAACCAUCGGGAGAGCCGGCUCCAAUGGGGCAAAAGACCAAGUACAACGAUGGGUUUUUCGAGAGGGGAUUCAUGACUCUGUUUGCUCGGAAAAUGAUGAAGUUUGCAGCUCCCGCGAAACCGAGAACUGAGACGAAGGAGAAGGCGUGGUGGGAAUAUGACUACGAGAGCUUUGUGGAUGUGUCCAAGAGAGUGAUGCAGGGGAGGUCUCGGAGUCAGCAGCAGAAGGUGGUUCGAGAAGUGCUUUUGUCUAUGCUGCCCCCAGGUGCGCCAGAGCAGUUUAAGAAACUAUUUCCACCAACAAAAUGGGCAGCUGAGUUCAAUGCUGCGUUGACUGUGCCUUUCUUCCACUGGUUGGUUGGGCCUUCUGAGGUUGUAGAAGUUGAGAUAGAUGGGGUGAAGCAAAGAAGUGGAGUUCACAUAAAGAAAUGCAGGUACCUGGAGAACAGCGGGUGUGUUGGAAUGUGUGUGAAUAUGUGCAAGUUUCCUACACAAGAUUUCUUCACCAAUGAAUUCGGACUUCCCUUAACCAUGAUUCCAAAUUUCGAAGAUAUGAGCUGUGAAAUGGUGUAUGGCCAAGUUCCACCACCAUUUGAAGAGGAUCCAGUCUCUAAACAACCAUGUUUUACUGAGAUAUCAAUUCGUUUAUCUGCAGGUUCCAUUGCAAAUCCCAGCUCCAGUGUUUGUCCAAAACUACAAAAUUGAAAGAUGUAUGCUACUACUUUGUUCAUUACCAUACCCAUGUAGUUCGAGAAACAUGCUUUGGUUCAAGUACUAUGUCACGGCCAUGCUACAGUUCAACGGCAGCACAUAUCCUUUACGCACGUUGAACCUGGCGAUUUGUGGAAGUUACAGUAUGUUUAUUACGAUGAAAAUUCUAUCUCAUUACAAAAGGGAAUUUGUUUGUAAAUUUGAGAGGAUGAUAUAUCACUCGUUAUAAGGCUCUAGGCAGUGGCGAAUCUAAUGAAAGGGCCAGGGGGCACGUGCCCCUCUCUACCUUC